Molecule: messenger RNA, 1557 nt
Organism: Porites evermanni
Lineage: Eukaryota; Metazoa; Cnidaria; Anthozoa; Scleractinia; Poritidae
Source: the annotation of a GenBank genome assembly
AUGAAGACAGGCUUGUUGUUUCUCGUCAGCGUUUGCAUGUAUGCGGUCGCCGCAAAUACUUUACGAACGAACAAAACCCAUCGUGAAGUUGUAGUGAAUCAACUUUGUCAGCAUUCGGGUGCUAACACCCUCAAGGAAAUCACUACGCAACUCAAAAAAGAAUUUGAAACAUUGAAGAAGGAACUUAACAAACUGAUAAAUCAGAUAAAGAUGAACAAGACGGAAAACAGAGGUAUAGUUUUUGGUAUUCAGACUUGGUGGACGAAAGCCAAUGAAUACGAACUAAUUGAUAAUAGAACUGAUAAAAGUUUAUAAUUCAAUGCUAAGUGAGAUCCUUAAGCUACCCAAAAGGAAUUGUAGACAAGCCGUGGAUCGCUCGUUUUUCUUACGCGAGGCAAUGAAUACGAACAAAUUGAUAAUACGACUACUAAAGUCUUGCUAAGUGCAUGGAUCUUAAAAAAGCUUCCCAAUCGCUUCCUCUCUUAUGUGUUUGUAUCGCUCUAAAAAUGAUAAGGUAUUCCCUGAGUGGGGACACGUCAUCGCAAUGAUCAAGUUUAGAAAGUUACACCGUCAAUUUCAAACUUUAAAUUUCCUCAGCUUAAUCAAGGAACGUUUAUCAUUCCCUCCGCAGAUAGCUAAAGAACAGCUAAAGAACUGUUAAAGAAGCCGACGAUACUGACGGACAAUGAACAGAAGAAAAAUCUUAGCUUCCUCAUAAUUGUCCCGGAAUUUUUGACUAAAAAAAGUAAUCCGGGGAGUGGAGCGACUUUUAAAAUAAACUGAAAAAAUCUCCCUGAAGAAUUCCUUUAUUUCAAGCCAAUGUGUUCAAUCUAGUUGUAUCAAAAACUGGAUACCUAUAGCAGUCGCUUUGUAAAAAAGACAGGUUUUUAUUAAUAUAUUUUGCAUAUUAGUAUGGCUAUUCAUCUACAGCAAAUGGACCACGUCGGCCACGUGUCAGAUACAAGCUAAAAGAAAAGAAAAUUAGCAUACUAAGUUUAUUGCUUAAUUGAUCUAAAUCGGCUCGAGAUGAUUCUGUAAAAUAAUCUUCGCUUUACUUCAACGACUUUACUCAAAACAUUUAAUUUUCGCUUCUUUAUAGACGGGUGGAUAAAGCUGAAUACAAACUUGGUGUGUUUUGGAGCCAAAGACAACCGGUUUGGCAAGUUCCUUGUUCCGUCCAGCGGCAAACUGGCAUCAGUCAAACUGGUCCACGUGUAUGGUUAUGUGACGUGUGAUACUAGCAAAGCUUACCAUUGGUCUUAUUGGGGAUGCAACCAACACUCUAGAGUGAAAAACCAUGUAGACGCUGUAAUAACAACAUCAAGCGGUAGCAUUCUUUUGCCUUCGAGCCAGUUCAUAACUGAUGCACUGAAGUGGUCUUUGAUUCCUGGUUACAACUCACUUUCUCCAGAGCUGGUUCUGUCUGCUUUCUCCAAUCCUCUAUCCGUGACUCGAGGACAGGAGCUUCGUUUGUGGUACGGCGAAGAUUUGGUGAAUAGCCAUGAAAGCGACAAUGGAGGAACAUCGUGCUGUGAUGUUUAUGCUCGCCUGAUAUAA